Phyllopteryx taeniolatus (common seadragon) is the source of this 2542-nucleotide messenger RNA. RefSeq names its product synovial sarcoma, X breakpoint 2 interacting protein a (gene ssx2ipa). The record is from RefSeq and is a predicted model, not a curated record. Lineage: Eukaryota; Metazoa; Chordata; Actinopteri; Syngnathiformes; Syngnathidae. The transcript has 14 exons. The coding region runs from base 518 to 2227 and encodes 569 amino acids.
CCCUGCUCAGUUCUCCCUCCUUUCAGACGAAUAUUUGCCUUUUGCGUUUAUUAUUUAACGAACAAAUACGGCUUAGUCCGUUGUUAUUUUUGUUUAAAAGUAAAAUUGAGUUACUUUCCCCCCACUUGUUGACCCGUUUUACGCCGCUGCAGAGGUGUCACUUUAAACCCCAAUCCCAGCCUGUCUGGUGCGCAUCUGCCGUUUAAACCGGCGUGGGCUAUGCUUUCCGUCUGGAUUAUCCAUAGCCGCUCCAUCUGACAGCCUCACGCUCUAUUGCAGAGCGCCCAGCGGGAGUUUGUGAUCCACCGGCUGAUCGCUAAUCCUCUGUGCCUGAUAACCCAUGACCUGGCAUCCUUGUGUCCUCAUGCGUCGGUGAUAUGGGAGAGUGGUGGCCAACCAUGCCAGGAGACGCGUCUAUGGCAGCCUACUUCAGUUCAGAGAGCGCUCCAGAUUUAAUGCCAUAUUGGGAUUUCUUCCAUCAGGAAACUAUGAGAUCUCCAGUAUAUCGCAUGUAACAAUGUCCCCGUCGAGGCCCAACAAUCUUGUGUCACUGCCGCCUUCAUCCAGAAACUCAUUCAAUCUGGCCACGGUAUUUUGCGCAGAUGACAACGUCCCGCAGUGCGUCUCUUACAUCAAUCAGGAGCUCUCCUCCCUGGGUCUCUCCUCAUGGAUGGAGGCGAGCUCAGCAGGGGGCGCCGACCUGCGGGCGGUGCCCGCUCUGAACGCCUUCUUCGAGCUGCUGCAGAUCCGCAGGCGCACCGUGGCCACUUUGGAGGAGCUUGAAAGAGAGCAGCUCAAGAAGUCCAGCACCUUGGACCACAUGCAGAUGAGCAAUUCAAGACUUAGGGAUCAGCUUGAACUAUCCAUCCGGGAGAAAUCGGGUCUCCAUGAGACCGAGAGGCAGCUCCAACUCAAAAUCAAGACUCUGCAAAGCUGCCUGAAGACUGAGAAAGAAGAGGUUCAGAAGCUCCAGAGUAUAGUGGCCAGCCGCGCGUCGCAGUACAGCCAUGAUGCCAAGAGGAAAGAGAGAGAGUCGGCGAAGCUCAAGGAACGCCUCAGUCAGCUACUUGUGGACAGAAGAGAUAAAAAACUGGCCAUUGACAUGCUAAAUUGCCUUGGACGAGCAGACGGUAAAAGGAGCCACUGGAAGACAACCAAAGUCACAGCCAGCCACGAAGCGCAGAUGUACAAGUCCAUGUUGCGUGAUUACGAAGCCAGCCAGCGGUCGCUGAUGCUGGAGAACGCAGAGCUGAAGAAGAUCCUGCAGCAGAUGAAAAAGGAGAUGAUUCACAUGCUAAGUCCGCGCCAGCCGGCGUGCAGAGGGGCCGGCGCUGACGACAGCCAGGAGAUGUUGGAUUCUGACGGGGAGGAGAAGACUGGCGACUCCAGCAGGGAAAUACUGGACCGGUCAUGUGACCAAGCGAGGGAGCAGCUGACCAACAGCAUUCGGCAACAGUGGAGGAAACUGAGGAGCCAUAUGGAGAAGUUGGACCACCAAGUUCAAAAUCAAGAGUCCAACAAGGAGGUGAUCCCGAGGGAAACCCACGAGAAUGAGAUGGAGAGCAUGAGGCGCGAAGUGCAGCAGUGCAAAGAGUUCAUUCACACGCAGCAGCAACUUCUCCAGCAACGACUGAACGCGUCGUUCGACGACGAGACGGCCGAGCUGCUCAACGGCUGCUACACCCUGGAGGAGAAGGAGCGGCUCAAGGAGGAGUGGAGGCUCUUUGAGGAGCAGAAGAGGAACUUUGAGAGGGAGAGAAAGUAUUUCACCGAAGCCGCCAUCCGCCUCGGCCGAGAGAAAAAGGCCUUCGAGGAGGACCGUGCCUCUUGGCUGAAAAGUCAGUUUUUAAACAUGACGCCCUUCGCCAACCGUAGUAGAUGCUCCUCGACCGAUGGUUACAGUACCUUGUCGAUCAGAAGUGAGCCAGAGACGAGGACAUCGUCUGCAAAAAGCCAGCUGUCCAAAUCCUCAAACUACACGUCGUUCUCCACUCCUGAGACCGCGCCUGCACAACGUGCCACAGUGCCAUCCACUUCUGAACUUUACCGGACACUCCGCCUCAUUCCAGACUCGGGUUCCUCCGGGUGUUCAAAUCGAGGGCGCCGGCGAGAGCUCAGCAGCACCACUGACGACGAAAGAGACUCUCGAGUCAAGGCUAAAAAUCGAGUCUACAGCGGAGACUUGAGUAUCUUCUCUCUCGGGGAGGAUGAGAACAGCCGCACUUAAAAUACACACUCCAUCCACAUGCUUCCUUCCUUUCAACGUGACUGAAUUAUUAUUAUUAUUAUUUUUUUUUUUACAUGCAUACCGAUCAGCCUCCAAAUGAACAAGAAAGCACUUUAAAAUCAAGUCAGAGAAUUUUACCAAGUACUGAUUUGAAAAUAGCUUUUUUUUUUUUUUUUUUUUUUUAUUAAAUUGAAAGCCUGUUUUGCUUAAAUGUUUACAAAGUUAAUGUACAAUCAGAGUUAAUUUAAUUAUGAAUACACUUAUUGUAUAAUAUCUGCUGGUUUGUGUAAAUAAACUAAUAGACAUUUUAAAGGA